Molecule: messenger RNA, 2832 nt
Organism: Chenopodium quinoa (quinoa)
Lineage: Eukaryota; Viridiplantae; Streptophyta; Magnoliopsida; Caryophyllales; Amaranthaceae
Product: protein ACCELERATED CELL DEATH 6-like
Exons: 5
Coding region: 1-2706 (901 amino acids)
Cellular component (GO): plasma membrane
Molecular function (GO): protein phosphatase regulator activity; protein phosphatase 1 binding
Source: RefSeq, a predicted model, not a curated record
AUGGAUAGUGUGCUUUACAAUGCCGCAACAUUAGGUAAUGUAAGCUUCCUAAAUGAUGCACGAAACAACGAACUAGAGAGUGGUACUGAUGAGUAUUUUCUUAAGCAAACCGAGCACAAAAAUAACAUCCUUCACUUAGCAAUUCCACGAAAGCAUUUCGAGUUCGUAGAAGAAGUGAUUUUAAAUGGCUUAAUAUCUAAACAAGCCAUUGAUGAGUUGAUCAAGCAAGCAAACAAAGACGGAAACACCCCUGUCCAUGUUGCCGCUGAGGUCGGCAACGUGGACAUGUUUAAGCUACUUCAUGAUUACGGAUGUGGGCAGACUGUCCAAAAAGAAGGGAAGCCGGUGUUCAUGAUGCAGAAUGUAGAGGGCAACACACCGUUACAUGUUGCACUUAUUCAUGCCAAUGUUGAGAUUGCUAAAUUGUUAGUAGAGACGCAUCCUGACUUAGUCUAUGUUACCAACACGUCUAAAGAGACGCCCCUUCACCUUGCAACUAUGCACCAACCUAUUGAUGUACCAAUAAAGGACAGAGAAGCUGCAUUGGCGUAUCUUGACAUGAUAAAAGUUUUGCUAGAGAAAGAUAGUAGUAUCGCAUGCUUGUGCGAUGAAGCAGGAUCGACUCCUCUUCAUAGGGCAGCAUCAAUCAUCUCAGCCUACAAUCUACAGAUCAUUAAGCUCAUACUUUAUCAUUGCCCGCAGUCUGCGGAGUUGCGCGAUGGUUCAAGAAAGACAAUCUUGCACCUUUUGAAAACGAUACCAAACUACAAAGAAGGAAAGGACUUGUUGGGGAUUACAGAAGUGUUUGACCUCAGAAAUCAUCAGGACCAACAAGGAAACACACCAUUACAUGCGGCUGCAAUUAAUAUGAACCUUAACUUGGUGCGAGUUCUAGUGGAUUCCUCGGCUAGGCAAAGCAUUAGAAACAAAGAUGGAAUAUCUGCUGCGUCUUUGAUUCAAGAAAAAUUUGAGAGGAAUGUGGAGAAAAAUCAAAUGACAAUGGAUGUAUGUGAAGCAACAGACAGGGCAAGUAUAACAUUUUUAAAGGGAAGACUUCAUAACUUCGGAAGCAAUUUUUUGUUCUCACGAGAUUCCGAAAGGAGAAAUGUUGUUCAUAAAUUAAUGCAGAUAAACAAUGGAACCACUAUAAACCCAGCUGAUUAUAUUGAAUUCAUCCAACAAGUUCUUGAAAGCUUCCCUGAAUUUAUUUGCCAAACAGACCGUAAUGGGGACACUCCAGUUCAUAUCCUUGUGCGAAAUCCUCCAAACACCCUUAUUCGUCUUCCCAAUUCCGACACUGGCAAAUAUAAACUAUCGCGAUUGUCAGAAGACUCGGAAUCAGACCUUACAGUCAAGUUACUAGACCUAUCCUGUAGGUAUUUUACUAAAGCUCAAGAAGAAGCUAGUGUGAUAGGAGCUCGUUAUGACCCGCCAUGGUUGGUGCAAAACAUUGUAGGAAAUACACCACUGCAUGAAGCACUGAUAGUAAAUCAAAGUGAAACGAUGGUGCUAAGAUUGAUAGAGUUGGAUAUCGAAGAUACUGCUAAAUUAAUUAACAAGCUCAAUCAAACACCUCUGCAUCUCAUUGCUGGAUGCCCCCUGGGUACAUAUGAAUAUUUAUGCGACGAGGAGUCCAUAAAAUAUUUGGUGAAAGCAAAUGAGAAGGCGACCCAUACACAUGACAACGAUGGUCUAACACCUCUUUUAAGGGCGGCUAAAAGUGGUAAUGUGAAAGUAAUUUUAACAUUGCUCAAGAAUUCUAGUCACGACACAAAAAUGCUGCCAGACCAAAAAUAUGGGCAGACUUUUUGGCAUCUAUUAGUAAAACAAUCUAAUUACUCUACUAGCUACCUUAUUAAAUCACGUCCUGAAUUAAGAAGUGUCUUAAUAUUCCGUGAUUUUGAGGGAAACACACCAUUGCAUCUGGCGAUUAAAGCUGGACGCUUUGACCAUGCAAUUAAUUUUCUUAAAGAUAUGGACAGCGAAACCGUGAAGAAACUUCUAGAACAGAAGAAUGAUGCUGGUAUAACUUCUGGUGAUAUUAUAAGAUCCGCACCAGAGAUUCCUGAUGAAUUGGAAGCAAUUUUGAAUGAAGGUCUAGAAUUUAUAGGUUAUCGAAGUGUGUAUGGUAUUUCUACUGCUGAUAUGGAUAAAUAUGUGGACACAAUUGGUGUAAUAGCAGCACUUUUGAUGACGGUAACGUUCACAGCAGCAUUUACUGUUCCUGGUGGACAAAACCAAGAAACUAGUGAUAAAGUAAGAAAAGGGACUCCAAUUCUUGUAAAGAGGAUGGCAUUUCAGGCUUUUAUGUUCUUUGACAUAUCGGCAAUGUGCUUAUCAACAAUGGUACUAUUUUGUCUUCUUUGGAUCCUAGCUGCUGGCAAUAAGGGCAAUUCGGUGAUCUUAAUGGAUUUCAGCAUCUUUUUGCUCUUAAUAUCAUUCUACACAACUCUUUUGACUUUCAUGACUGCGGUGUAUGCAACAACAAUCUAUGUUCAAUCGUGGAUCGCUGUCUACACUUUGAUAAUAUGCUCUUUGCUAAUGCUACUCAUGCACAAGUUUGUUAUUGUCGAGUAUAUAGGACCUAUUGGCCCAUCUUUUACUUUUUAUCGUAAUAAGUUAUACAAACAUUUUUGUGAGUGUAUAUUAUUAUAUGAGACAGUUCCAGAGAAUAUCCAAAAUUCGGAAUCAGAUCAAGUUAACUGAGAAUUUUAGAUUACAAAUUGGAUUGUAAAAAUUUGUAUUAUUGCUCAAUAUUAUUUGUAAGUGUUUAUGCACAACAUGUAAGAUGAUUUCAAGUUAUGAUCUUCAUGUAUAUGAAGCAUGUUUUAG